Myotis daubentonii (Daubenton's bat) is the source of this 2709-nucleotide messenger RNA. RefSeq names its product TLE family member 2, transcriptional corepressor (gene TLE2). Gene Ontology annotation, molecular function: protein binding; transcription corepressor activity. Gene Ontology annotation, biological process: regulation of DNA-templated transcription; negative regulation of canonical Wnt signaling pathway. The record is from RefSeq and is a predicted model, not a curated record. Lineage: Eukaryota; Metazoa; Chordata; Mammalia; Chiroptera; Vespertilionidae. Gene Ontology annotation, cellular component: nucleus; transcription regulator complex.
GCUCCGUGCGCGGCCCGCCGCCCGCGCCUCCGACACCGGCCGCGCUCGCCGACCUUCCCCGCCCGCCCGCCGCCCGCGCCCCGCGCCCCCGCCCGAGGGAGGGCCUCGCGCGCGCCUCCGUCCCCGCUACCCCUCGCGCCAGCUCGGGGGGCGCGGGGACUCCGGGGUCCCUGCCCCGCGCCGCCCCAGCCCCGCUUCUCUCUCCAGGAAGCCCCCCGCCCCCCCACUCCGCCCCGCUCCCCAUCACAUUGUCACACCCCGGCGCGAGGUGCGCUGCCCGCUCCGGCAGGAUGUACCCCCAGGGAAGGCACCCGACCCCGCUUCAGUCCGGCCAGCCCUUCAAGUUCUCGAUCUUGGAGAUCUGCGACCGUAUCAAGGAGGAAUUCCAGUUCCUCCAGGCGCAGUACCACAGCCUCAAGCUGGAAUGUGAGAAGCUGGCCAGUGAGAAGACUGAAAUGCAGCGACAUUAUGUCAUGUACUAUGAGAUGUCCUACGGGCUCAACGUUGAAAUGCAUAAGCAGGCCGAGAUUGUGAAGCGCCUCAGUGGCAUCUGUGCUCAGAUUGUCCCGUUCCUGACUCAGGAGCAUCAACAGCAGGUGCUACAGGCCAUGGAACGUGCCAAGCAGGUGACUGUGGGGGAGCUGAACAGCCUCAUUGGGCAGCAGCAGCUCCAGCCACUGUCCCACCACAUCCCCCCUGUGCCCCUCACUCCUCGCCCAUCUGGGCUGGUGGGUGGCAGUGCCACGGGGCUCCUGGCCCUGUCCGGAGCACUGGCUGCCCAGGCUCAGCUGGCCGCGGCUACGAAGGAGGACCGGGCAGGUGUGGAGGCUGAGGGGUCCAGAGUGGAGAGAGCUCCGAGCAGGAGUGCAUCCCCCUCGCCCCCUGAGAGCGUGGUGGAAGAAGAGCGACCAGGCGGCCUGGGUGGCAACGGGAAGCAGCAAGCUGAGGAAAAAGAUCUGUCGGGACCUUAUGAGAGCGACGAGGACAAGAGUGAUUACAACCUGGUGGUGGAUGAGGACCAGCCCUCUGAGCCCCCCAGCCCAACUACCACCCCUUGUGGGAAGGCGCCCAUCUGCGUCCCUGCCCGUCGGGACCUUGUGGAAAGCCCAGCCUCCUUGGCCUCCAGCCUCAGCUCACCGCUCCCCAGAACCAAGGAGCUCGUUCUGAAUGACCUUCCUGCCAGCACCCCUGCCUCCAAGUCCUGCGACUCCUCGCCGCCCCAGGAUGCGUCCACACCCGGGCCCAGCUCGGCCAGUCACCUCCGCCAGCUCGCUGCCAAGCCAACGCCUUCCACGGACAGCAUUGCCCUGAGGAGCCCUCUGGCCCUGCCCAGUCCCUUCACCGCGUCCUUCAGCCUGGGCUCCCACAGUGCACUUAAUGGGGACCUCUCUGUGCCCAGCUCCUACGUCAGCCUCCACCUGUCCCCCCAAGUCAGUAGCUCUAUGGUAUAUGGACGCUCCCCCAUGAUGGCUUUUGAAUCUCAUCCACAUCUCCGGGGGUCAUCCAUCUCUUCCUCCCUGCCCAGCAUCUCUGGGGGAAAGCCGGCCUACUCCUUCCACGUGUCUGCGGAUGGGCAGAUGCAACCAGUGCCCUUCCCAUCCGAUGCGCUAGUGGGUGCAGGCAUCCCACGGCACGCGCGGCAGCUGCACACACUGGCGCACGGCGAGGUGGUCUGCGCGGUCACCAUCAGCGGCUCCACGCAGCACGUGUACACGGGAGGCAAGGGCUGCGUGAAGGUGUGGGAUGUGGGCCAGCCUGGCGCCAAGACACCAGUGGCGCAGCUGGACUGCCUGAACCGGGACAAUUACAUUCGUUCCUGUAAGCUACUGCCCGAUGGCCGGAGCCUUAUCGUGGGCGGUGAGGCCAGUACUUUGUCCAUUUGGGACCUGGCAGCGCCCACCCCGCGCAUCAAGGCCGAGCUGACCUCCUCAGCCCCCGCCUGCUACGCCCUGGCGGUCAGCCCCGACGCCAAGGUCUGCUUUUCCUGCUGCAGCGAUGGCAACAUCGUGGUGUGGGACCUGCAGAACCAGACCAUGGUCAGGCAGUUCCAGGGCCACACGGAUGGUGCCAGCUGCAUUGACAUUUCUGACUAUGGCACUCGGCUCUGGACGGGGGGCCUGGACAACACCGUGCGUUGCUGGGACCUGCGGGAGGGCCGCCAGCUGCAGCAGCAUGACUUCAGCUCCCAGAUUUUUUCCUUGGGCCACUGCCCCAACCAAGACUGGCUGGCCGUCGGCAUGGAGAGCAGCAAUGUUGAGAUCUUGCACGUCCGCAAGCCAGAGAAAUACCAGCUGCACCUUCAUGAGAGCUGUGUGCUGUCCCUGAAAUUUGCCUCCUGCGGGCGGUGGUUCGUGAGCACAGGGAAGGACAACCUGCUCAAUGCCUGGAGGACGCCAUAUGGUGCCAGCAUUUUCCAGUCCAAGGAAUCCUCCUCCGUGCUGAGCUGCGACAUCUCUGGGAAUAACAAGUACAUUGUGACGGGCUCAGGGGAUAAGAAAGCCACGGUGUAUGAGGUGGUCUACUGACAGAACCCCCUUCCUGCACUCGUGGGGAGAGGGUGUGCAGGAGAGGCCCCAGCACCCCCUCUCUAGUUGUACCUGUGGGCGCCGGAUCUCAUCUGCUCUCUGGCCAACCCCUCACAUCUUCCCUUGCUGGGUGUGGGGCCAGAUGGGCAGAGGGACUUUGGGGAAAUAAAUGUAUUUGUCACAA